Chilo suppressalis (striped riceborer) is the source of this 5138-nucleotide messenger RNA. The record is from the annotation of a GenBank genome assembly. Lineage: Eukaryota; Metazoa; Arthropoda; Insecta; Lepidoptera; Crambidae.
ACGUUAAAAAUAAAUGAUAGUGUUUACUACCUCACAGAAGCUUUUCGAGAAACCUGACUCGAUACAUUUUAUGUCGAACACUCCAAGAAACAUUAGAAUGCGUCACACCGACAUUCUAAUGUAAAAAGAAAAACAGAAUAAUUAGGCAGUAUGGGCAUUGUUCCCCUUACCUUCUCUGAAAAGGGAGAACGUAACCAAAAAAAAAAUAGAACUAAAAAAAAAAUUAUUUGUUUGUUUGGCCUUUGUCCUCUUUGCAUCUGAAUCUAAAAUUAACUUUAAAUGACACAUCAUAAGGUUGAUUUUCGAAAAUAAUAGAAAGCUUUUGUAAGUCUAUUGUAGUCUGUGCUCCAUACCAAUCUCGACGUAAUCACCUGAUGUCAUGUUUAAAAGAAUUCUAAUAUAAUUUAGUGUUUUCCACUUUGUAUUUAUUACCCACUGCGUCAAUAAAAUAAAUUCUAGUGUUGUCUCUUCGAGUAUUGAAUUCCCUAGUUCCACUAUUAUAAUUGAUAUAUAUAAAUUCCUUAAAAAAAAGCUAUUGUGAUAGUGCGUUCUUGUCCAAUUAUUGUUUUGGUACGAAAAUGGCUACCAAUCAAGUUCCCAGUGCUUCUGCACCUGAAGAUUUGCCGCCACCGUAUUCAGCAGUGGUUGGAAACCAACCAUUUGGUUUUGUUGUCCCUGGAGAGGCCAACCCCGCCGGAGGCUACCCACAUCCACAACCACCUAAACAGUUUACUGCUCCUGGAGUAUACCCGCAUCCACCGGCUGUAGUAGCAACUACGCAACCUCAUAUGGGCAGUGUACCUCCCCCACCGCCAGGUCUGCCCAUAGGAGUCGUAAUGCCAGGGCCUGCAGUGGGCACUGAACCUACAACGAUAACAUGCUUUAACUGUGGAAAAGUUGUUACCACUAGAGUUACUUAUACAACAGCUUGGCAUACCCAUCUAGUGGCUGGCUCUGUCUGUGUUAUCACUAUGUUCUGUUCACUGUGCUGCCUGGGGCUGGUGCCAUACUGCUUUGACACAUUCAAAGAUGCUGAACACUACUGUCCCAACUGCAAUACUUUUAUUGGAAAAAGUAACAAGUGUUAGUAAAUGUCCAGUGACAGUUACUUUUGUAUACAGGUACACAUUGGACCAGUCUAAUGAAUAAAUUAUUUAACCUUUUGGACUAGGUACAUUCUUACAAGUUUAUUGUGUACAAUUGUCAUGUAAAGUCAUGUCAAUUGUCUAAAUAGAUUAAAAUAUCUAAAAUGUAAAGAAAAUUUUAGUAGAAAAAAAAACACUCGGUCCAGACAUCAGACAGGAUUUGAACAUGCACCUUCUGCUAUCAGCCUGGAUAAGUGCUUAAAAAUAAAAAAAGUAUAUAAAAUAUCAAUCUUAUGUCUAAGUUGCCAUGUCAAAAAUAUGGAAGUGAAAUGCUUACAAAUUAUCCAAAAGGUUAAAAAAUAAUUAAUAUGUUUUCUUUGGGGUUUUUAUGAAAUCUACUUAAGUUUUGUCUGUUCAACUUCUAGCAAGAUUUGUAAGAAUUUUUGUGAUAUGAUAUUAAUUGUGCAUCUUUUUUUACUAUUUAUUUUAUUCACUGUUUUUUCAUAAUCAGUAUUUAUGUAUACCUCUUUGUGUUAUCAACUUAAUACAUAUUUAUUUAGAAGGAUUAUGAAAUUGUAAUGUUGUAUUGAUACUUAAGGUAAAAUGCAAUGCCAUGUGCUAAGACUUAUGGGCUGGCAGAUCAUCAAAUAUGCUCCAUCAUAAAAAAGCCAAAAUAUGGUAUUUUGGGCAAAAUGUGGAGCAUACUCCACAUUUUGCAUUGGCCAGAUCUUAAUUGUUAUUUAAGUAAAAGAUAGUGGUCAGGUUGCCGACCCACUAUUGUCUUCAAAUAAGCUAAUAUUAUAGUAUUUGCAAAUCAUAGGGAAACACAUUCCAUAAAAGUGGUGCAUGCUAGCUAGAAUUAGCUUUAUAUAUCUGGGAAUUUACCUGUUAUUGUAACAAAAAAAUAAGUGACUGAUAUUUGUUAGACUGAAUAUUAGAAGAAUUUAAUAAUACAAUUUUAGAACAAGCAUUUGCAACCACAGAACCUGUCAAGGGUCAGAAACGUCAAGAAUAUUAUUAAAAGUAAUAAAAAUGCUUUAUCCCUGUUCAAAAUUUGUCUUAUUAAAAGAUUUGUGUGAGGAAACCAAGAAAUAUCAGAAGAAUUUCUCAACAUGUAAAUGUAACACCAGUAAAGUUUGUUUAUGAUCAAUUAAAAACACAACAAUUGCCUUAAUUAUACUUUAAUGUAAUGCAAAUUAAAAAUAUGUGAAAGUAGUCUAUGAUUGUGACAAUAAGGUCUAAAUUUUUUUUUUAUUUAAAUUAGAUAAGUUUCUUAAUUGGGGUUCCAUACCUUAAUAUUCAAAAGUGAGCUGUGAAUUAAUCAAACUCCUUAUUGAAUGUAAUCGAAAGAUAUAAGUUUUGGCUGGAUUCUUGCCCCUCAAGGGAAGAUGAAGUUUCCAGUUGACCUAGAUCAUGAGAUAUUUUGGGAAAAUGUAAUCAAAAGUAGCCCAUUAGUAUACCAAAUGCAAAUACAUAAUAAUCUUAUUUUUAUUUGCUUAACUAACUUAAAAGUUAGUAUGGAACCCUCAAUGUGCAAGUCCAACUUGAUCUUUGUUUAUUAAAAUACUGGUAGCUAUACAACCAGACAAACAUGAUGUCCAUAAACCAUAGAUAGCACAGUAGCAAUUUUACAUUAAAGGAACAUAUAUGUCUACUGUAUAUAUUUAUCUAUGGUUUUACGCAAGAUGUUUGCUGAUAACUACAAAUUUCAAGUCAAUAGUAUUUCUUCAGAGCAGUUCUACUUUGCUUUGUUAUUAAAAAUUUGUGGCCAUACAGUUCUACUUUGUCUAGUUCUAUAAUGUGCUAAGUUUAAUUAAAAAAAUAUUAAAGGAAUGUUUCUUUAAUUUUAUAGAACUUUUAAUGAGGUGUGAUUUUUUAAAAUUAUGAAUACUUAUUAGUUACAUUUGCCUCUUCAGUAUAUUUUUAUCUCAAACUUUUACAUACAAGUCCAUAUCAUAUUAUCAUUCACAAUUGUACAUGUAAAUAUCAUCGGCACAGUUAUCUGUAGAUAAGAAUACACAACAAACUUUCAGAUACAAGAUAAAAACCAGGUUACCAUUCAAAUGAAGUAGGUAUGUUAUCAAUAAUCAUUUAGCAGUGGAUGGAGAAAUUUACCAUUAAUAAUGAUACUCAAGUGUUAAUCUAGUUCAUACUUUAACUGUGGCUAAUAUAUCCAUACAAACAGAAACAAUAGGAAACAAAGAGCCUCCACCUCCUCACACAGUUCUAGAUUUACCCCAUACAGUCACAAUAGCUGUUGUUGAUCAACUAAUUAUAGUACAAGCACCACUUCAAGACAAUGCUUCAUUUUACAACUGCAACACUUAUGGAGAAAGAAUAAUAAACUAACUAGAGUUGAAAAAGUUAACUCGCAAAAAACACAUGAUGGCUGGAUUUAUAUGUGGGAUGAUAUGGUAAGCAAUUUUUUGUAGCUUAAUAUUCAAAUAAGAUACAAUAACAAAAUUAAUUUGUUGCACUAUUGCAGUUGGUGUAUGCUGUGCUGCCUUGGUGCCAUACCUUACAUUAUACCAGUCUUGAAGAAAUCUAAACAUUACUGUCCCAAUUGUAAUAGUUUUCUAGGAGAGCAUACAAAAAUAUGAAUUAAAUAAUAUUGUGUAAUCUGAUAAAACCAAAUCAUAUUAUUAAUUUUAGACGCACAGAUAUUGCCUGACUAAUAUGCCAGAAAACUACAAAAAAAAGAUUAAAUUAAUACAGGUGGUAAUUUGUCAUCAACAGUAUUUUACAGAAAUAUUUUUAGUAUCCAAUCAUCAUACUAAAUAAUCAUACAUAUUUAACUCAAUACACACUUUACUAGACAAUAAUAACAAUUUCUUAAUGUUUUACACAUUUGUAACAGUUUAUCAAAGAAGUAAAUCUGUUUAUAUUAACUAUAGGGCACUUGAAGCCUGAAGCAAUCUGAUGCUAUCUUCCAUUUUCCAUCGACAGCUACUAUUAGAAAAGUUUGUUGAAAGGGUUUUUUGAUGUCAUCAUUUUGGUAAGUGACAUCUCCACAAGCUUGGAUGAGGUAAGUGAGUUUAUUCGAAACAAGGUUCUCUGAUAUUGGUUGAGCAUCCAAAGUUUUUAAAACGUGGGUGCUUGCAGGUAAAUCCAUGAGGAAUUUUUGAAUUUUAUCAUUCCCGUUUAUCCCAUUUCCAUUCCACACCAAUAAUCCGGUAUCUAAAUACAAUUUGGAGGUUAAAUGUCGACUGUUGUCUACUUGUUUAUAAAAUACUCUAGUAAAUUCUUCAGCCGUUUCACAAGCGUUGUCAAUAUUUUUCACGGCAACCUCGGACAUUUUGUAGCGUCUUGAAUAAUAAAGUAAUUAAUGGUACUAAUAAAAAUAGUAGUUUCGCUAUUUUUUUUUUAUUAUAAUGGCUCGCACGGUUUGUACAUUGGCCACGACAGGGUAAAAGGUAAGGAAACCAAAAUAAUGAAAUAAAAUGGUUGUGAAACGGAAUUUGGAAGGAAGGAUUAGGAUCAGGUAGGUACGUAAAAUUUGAAACGUAAGUAAGUAAUAGGUCUAUUUAAGUAUAUAAAAUACAUUACAUUAUUUGUUAUAAAUUAGGUAUUUAUAAUUUUAUAUUAUGUUUAGUUAGGAAUUCAGAUAGCUUGUUAGAUAUAUUAUAAUUUUUAUAAUACAAUAAGGAAGGAAUAGAAGUAGGGAGAGGUACAUUAAGGGAUAUUAAUGAAUCCAUAAAAGAGGCGGAAUCAUUGAGGGGACACUCGAAGAAGAUGUGAUUUAAGUCUUCUGCUCCAGUACCACAAGCACAAAUAUUAUUAUUUACUAUGCCCAGUUUAGCCAGGUGGGAAGAAGAACAGUUAUGACCUAGGCGCAUUCUUAUGAGACUUGAUGUGGCAAACUUACUUAAAUGAAUUUUAGAAAACCAUGGUUUAUCGGGAAUACAUUGUUGAAUUAAUUUAUAAUGUUUACCUUUGAUGCGACUACGACUCUUCCCAAGAUAUGCGUAGAUGUACUUUAGGAAGUAAAACAAGAUCAUUGACUAAAUUUUUAUAGGGAAAGACGUCACCACAAUAGGCUAGUUGACCUUUUUU